AGCCUCAGUGGCGGGGGCGGCCGCGGCAGCGUCGCGGCGCGGCGCGGCGCGCGCCCGCUUGCGAGCGCGCGCGGCGGCAGCGGCCGCAGGAUGCUGCGGGCGUGGCUGUCCCCAAGUCGCCCGAGCGGCGAGGCGCCUGGGUGCGAGGCCUCUGGUUCGCAUCCCGACAGCGACGGCGAGCAAAGGACGCCUCCCGCCGCGCUGGGGCGGGGCGCGGAGGCGCCCGAGGCGGCCCGCAGUGCGGACGCCCCCGUGGCGAAGGCGGCCGCGGAGGCUGCAGGCGACGGGGCGUCGCAGCAGCUUGCCGCGUCCCAGCGGCACGUGGUCGGAUCCCCCCGGUACGCGGCGUCGCCCCGGCAGAUGCGCCGGGAGCCGACGGUGACGACGCUGCCGCUCCAGCCAGCCCAGCAGCUGCAGCUGCAGGCGCAGGUCCCUGUGGUGCAGGUCCAGCGCUACCCGCCGCUGCAGGCCGUGCAGACGCAGCAGCCGCCGCAGCAGCAGCUGGCGCAGGCGCUGCAGGCCGAGCGCGCGCAGUCGGCCCAGCUGGAGGAGGA
Prorocentrum cordatum is the source of this 554-nucleotide messenger RNA. NCBI's taxonomy places the organism in Eukaryota, Dinophyceae, Prorocentrales, Prorocentraceae. The record is from the annotation of a GenBank genome assembly.